Molecule: messenger RNA, 531 nt
Organism: Thermothielavioides terrestris NRRL 8126
Lineage: Eukaryota; Fungi; Ascomycota; Sordariomycetes; Sordariales; Chaetomiaceae
Exons: 2
Coding region: 1-531 (176 amino acids)
Molecular function (GO): 2 iron, 2 sulfur cluster binding
Source: RefSeq, a predicted model, not a curated record
AUGUUUACAUUCUUUUCCCGCCCCCGUGCUGACCAGGCGUGGUUCUCAGCCGGCCCGGCCUCGUCCUACCCGGAUCUCAGCCCGGGCGGCGAGAGCGCGGCAUUAUCCGACCCACGUCCGUGCGGCGCCGAUGCGGUGCCAGGCUGCAAAGUCUUCUCGGUGCCGAAGGGCGAUGUUGCUGCGGCGUCCGAGGUUUCCUUAUCAGAGGUCUAUGAAGGAGCCGAUCUGCGGGACCAGGUUGUUGUGUUCCAGUACCGGGGCAAAUUCCAUGCCAUCGACCAUCAAUGUCCGCAUUCAUCCUUCCCACUCUCCAGAGGCACGCCAUUCGACAUUGAGGACUUCGGCAUCGUGCUCAGCGCAGGGAUAACCUGCCCCAAGCACGGCUGGUCAUUUGACCUGUUCUCUGGAAUGGGAGACCGGGGCACUUACAAAUUGAAGACCUGGGAGGUCGAGCUACGUCCUGCUAAGGGGGCUUCAGGCGACGGUCAAGAGAAAGAGGUCUGGGUGAGGAGGAAGCAAAGGAUAGGCUGA